Amoebophrya sp. A120 is the source of this 3118-nucleotide messenger RNA. Lineage: Eukaryota; Dinophyceae; Syndiniales; Amoebophryaceae. The record is from the annotation of a GenBank genome assembly.
AGCUUCUGGUGCGGUCCGUCCGCGCGGGGCAGCUGCCGAAGAAGCCGAAGGGGCCCGUGGCGAAGGCGCCCGAGAACCCGAUCGUCGCGAAGGUCACGGGGCUGUUCGGUGCGGGGGCCGCGCAGCCGAAAGGGCAGGUGUACAAGAAGGCGCCGAAGCACUUUUUGGCCGGAAGAGAUAUGGAAAGAGAGACCGAGGACGUGGACGAGCUGUCGCCUACGUCCGCGGCGGCGAAUUCUAAACCUAUCAACUUCGAGGUGCAGAUCCCUGUCCGGAGCCUGAAGACCGCGAAGCAGCUGGGGGUCGCGAGUUGGCGGGUCGACCGCGAGCACGGGGUCUUCGUGAAGCGCUUAGACACGAGUAAGGAGAACCGGUUCGCCCUCGCCGAAGGCAUCCACGUGCACGACCGGUUGAUCCACGCGGGGCGGGACCAGAUUCCCUCCACGGCCUUCUUCCGCCUGCUUCGGGCGCGCGCCGACGGCCACGUGUCGCAGUACCUGUGGCAGCAAGCGGAAACGACGACGUUGAAGAUGCAAUUCGAGAGGCCGGUGGAAACCGUCGCGGCGACCGUCACGCUGGAGGUGUUUCUCCCGGACGGGUACGACCAGCAGACGAUGUUCUCGGUGGACACGAAAACCAAAUGGAAAGGCGGCUUUCCCCUGACCAAUUUGCAGGAGUACGCUUUCGAUCACUUGCACCUCCGUCCUGGGGACCUGCUCCACGGGAUUGUGAAGAAGGACCAGAACCCCACGAGGAUACCGCCCGGAGAGGAAGACGGAUGGUCACACCCUGUUCCCAUUGAUCAGGUAGGGGCAAACGGAUUUUUUUGCUGUUUGAAUACGUGUUGCUCAUGCGUUUUCGUACAACCUGAACCUUACAUCAUUUUCAUUGUGUGUCCGUGUUCCAAGAUAUCUGUUUCUCACUUGAGCCUUGGGAAAAAAAAACUCGCAGGUAGCGGCACGCUUCGACCGCGCCAGCGAAGUAAAGUCCGUGCGAAAAACGAUUGCUUCUUUGACCCCCUUGCGGCUGGUGGUGCAGGCGUUUCAUCGGCGCAAGACCCUGUUUCUGCCGCACGCGGGUCACUUGGAGAAGAUGGGCCUUACGUUAGGCGAAAGUUCCACACGGCUGUUUGUGCUGGCGGUGCAGCCCGGUAGUUUUGCGGCAACGGCGCAUGUGGAGGCCGGGAUGGAGAUUGUGGGCAUGAACGGUCGUGCGCUGGUGCGGUACGCUGAUCUGCACGGUGCUCUUGCGUUGGGACCUGCACGCGAGGGGAUGCAUCAAACGAUGAUCAUAGACGAUCUGUGCGAGCACGAGCAGGAGGCCGAGAGCCGUGAACCAUCAAAAACUACUUGUCGGGAAGAUUAUACGGUAGGAGCUGUUGAGCUGGAAGAUAGAAAAGCAACUGGUCGUUCUAACCAGUUGGAAUUCGCUGCUUUCGAAAAGUUUCCUGUUCUCCGCGAGGGUUCGCACACCAUGAUGGAAGCGGCCAUGCGCGGCGUGACGCAGUUCCAGGGAGCCGCCGGCGACGAAGACGCAACGACGGACGAGGAGCUGCGACAGCGGAAGCAGAAGGCAGAUUUCUACGGGCACGAGUACAUGCCACACCACGUGUCGCCCCGGGGUGAGCAGGGCGCGGCGGAGCAGGAAGAUCGCGCGCGGGAGAAACGCGAGCGUGACCGUAAGCGGGAUUUCUACCACAACGAGCCGCAGCUUGUGCAGCGCGAAAACCAGCGGGCCGCGGACUUGCGGAGUCGCGCGCGCGUACAAGAUUUGCCCGAUACGGACUCCGAGCAGGAGCGGCUGCGAAGGCAAAAGCGGGAUUUCUACGGCGAUCCGCACGCCACGGAAGACACCGCCGCGGAAGCGCGAGAGCGCAGAGAGAAGGCGGACUACUACCGCGUCGGCCCUCCAAAGAUGGCAGCGAAACCGCUGACCGGGGUCCGCGACAUCCAGCUGGGGAAGAACAAACAAGUGUCGUUCGCAGAACAGCUCACUGCAAGCAGCGCCCGGCCGCUGAACGCGAAGCAGUUUGGUUCCGCGGCGAAAUCUCCCGACGGGCCUGCUCCGGUGGUAGUUGCAGAAAAAAAUGGCGGGACCACGAGUGCAGGCAAAGCCGCGAAACCGGCGUUCAAGCCCGCCGGAAGAGCCGCGCCGCCGCCCGUUCGUGGUGCACAGCAGGAACUACAGAAGGCCAGCCCGACCGUGCAGCGGAAGCCACCCCCGAAGCCGCCACCGCGCUACGCAGAGUCCCACAUCGGAGAAGAUGAGCCGCCCGCUGAGGCCACGCCGGGGGCACUCGGGAACUUGGCCGGCCUAGCGUCCGGCAUGGUGCAGCAGUUUGGGAACUUUGUGAAGCAAACCCCGAUGGGGGUCCCCGCGGCGCUGGCGCCCGACGCCCAAGAAGGCGUUUAUGACGAUGAGCAGGCGCACGAGGGUGAAUGGGGCGAGGACGAGGAGUACUGGGACGAGGAAGACGAACCGCCGAAACUGAAUUUCACCCGGCGCAGCGACCAGGCUAAGGCGCUGCAGGCCGAAGAGAUCGACGCGGAGACCGCCGCGCACGAGGAGCUCUCGGAUAUUCAGCUCGAGAAGGUGGCGCCGCAGGUCCCGGAGGCGGAGUUCGAUUACACGAAGUACGGCUACUUUCUGGUCGCACUGGACGUAGACGUGCAGGGGGAGGACCUGGGCUUUGCCAUUGCGCGGAGGCGCAACGCCGUACCAGGAACCCUGGAGUUCGCGUGCCCCCGGGUUCGCACUCUGAACGAACAGGCCUCGUGGGCGUUCGACAACCUCGUGGAGCGGGGAGACUUGGUGUUCUGGAUCGGCCACUACCUCGCGCGACACUUGAGGCAAAAGGAAAUUCGCGAGAUGCUCGCGAACGAGCGGCCCCUGCAAAUCAUCUUCGCGCGGAAGCUCAGCUCGGUAUGGGAAGCCUGACCGUCGAUGGCUGCGGGGAGGUGCGGAUUCGCCUUUCUCACUACGGCACAAGCCGGAAGUGUAGCUUCGGGCCUGAAUUUGAGACUUUGCUUCGACGACUUAACACUACUUACGCAGAUGUACUAUACUACGAAUAAACUACGCAGCUUGCAUUUAUUUUCUCCGCGAUAAAGCGAGCAAU